AUGCAAGCUCUGAGAAAACUAUUUUAUUUAGUGUUGCCAUCGGAAUGUAUGUAUCCGGACAUCAAACUUGUGCCCCGUUAUGUGGAAGAGAUGUUUCCGAUAUUUGUAUCGCUAAUCGUCGCUGAAAAUGCUGUCAGACUUUUGAAAGGAAAAUCAAUUUUACGGAUCAAUGAUUCGAUUGCAUCCCUCGGACAGGGAGUCUUUCAGGAGUGUCUCAGGCUAAAUUUGCGGAGUUUUGAAGUAGUGGUCUAUUGUUUUGUAUACGAGAACUUCCGUAUUAUAACAAUGCAAUGGGAUUCCCUAUGGACCUGGUGGUACUGCCUAAUCCUCAUUGACUUUGGCUUUUAUUGGGCUCAUAGACUCGCACACGAAGUCAACUUCAUUUGGGCCAUACAUCAGGCACACCAUAGCGCUGAAGACUUUACACUUAUAGCUGGUCUAAGACAAGCUGUAUUACAACCCUUUACUGCUUGGAUAACAUACGUUCCUUUGGCACUGUCAGGCAUUCCUCCGCCAAUAUUUUUAGCACAUUUGCAAUUAGGAGAGCUGUAUAUGCUAUGGUUGCACACAGAAGUUGUUCAAACAUUAGGUCCGCUAGAGUUAGUGUUAAACUCUCCGAGUCAUCAUCGGGUACAUCACGCACGUAAUAGAAAAUAUGUGGACAAAAAUUAUUCGGGAAUUUUCAUAUUAUGGGACCGAAUGUUCAGAACAUUUGAACCCGAAGACCCCAAUGAACCGGUAGUCUACGGUCUGGUCAAACCAGUGCAAAGUUAUAAUCCAUUUUAUCUACAAAUACAUCAUUGGAUUACAAUAUUUAAGAACAUGUAUCACAUGGAUGGUUGGAAAAAUAAAUUAUUGAUACUAUUUAAAGGACCGGGAUGGGCUCCGGGAAAACCUAGACUUGGAUAUCUCGAUGAUAUUCCUGCCUUACAACAACCCGUUGAAUAUUGGGAUCCGAAGAUACCAUUACUACAGAAAUUAUAUACCAUUUGGCACUUCGCUGUUGUCCUUAUAUUUUAUCACGAAUUAAAUCAAAGACACCAUGAAUUGAAUCAAUUAACAAUCCUAUUAUGUAUUUUAGCCCUAUUAGUAUCAAUUACUUCGAUUGGAUUUCUACUGGAAAAUAAGAAAUAUAGCCUACAAUUUGAGAUCGUUAGAUGUCUAUUAUUUUUUGUGGCCGAACGGCACAUAUGGCCCGUCACUCAAACUAUGCUUCAAACUAUACUUCCGUCGCGUUAUAUAAUAAUCCAAUUGUUAAGAUUAACAUAUUUAUUAUCAGCUAUUAUAUGUACAGUCAUUGAAUUUCAUAGAAUUUCACUUAAAGUAUUAUCAAAAGAAAAUAUGAAAAAAAUGAAAAAAAUCUCAUGA
Molecule: messenger RNA, 1368 nt
Organism: Oppia nitens
Lineage: Eukaryota; Metazoa; Arthropoda; Arachnida; Sarcoptiformes; Oppiidae
Product: alkylglycerol monooxygenase-like
Exons: 9
Coding region: 1-1368 (455 amino acids)
Biological process (GO): lipid biosynthetic process
Cellular component (GO): endoplasmic reticulum
Molecular function (GO): iron ion binding; oxidoreductase activity
Source: RefSeq, a predicted model, not a curated record